AUGAAACUCAUGAGCACCAGGAUAAGACCAUUUUUAUUAGCAUUUUAUAGAUCCUUCUUCGUUAUUCUGAUCUAUGUCUUAAUUCUGCAGUCCAUGUACCUGUACCCCAAGUUUAUCUCAACUUUUACAACUAAAAUGAGAAUAGCAUCUUCCGCAUCCUUUUGGUUUUCAACUAUCAUGACUGUGUGGUGUCAUGUCAAGUGCCUCAUUAAAAGCCCGGGAGUUUUGAGAGAGUCCGAAUUUCCAAGGAUUGAUAUCAGGAAAUUGGAGGACAGGGAAAACAUGUGCAUGAAGUGUAACUUGUUGAAAAUAAAGAGGUCUCACCAUUGUUCCAUUUGUAAUCGAUGUAUCAUCAAAAUGGACCACCAUUGCAUUUGGAUAAAUGGCUGUGUCGGAUUAUAUAACCAGAAAUUCUUUAUCCUCCUAAAUUUUUACACAUUCCUGAUGUGCAUUACUUGUGAAUUUAUCCUUAUGUAUAAAAUUAUAGCGUGUAUCAAGAUGCAACCCCAAUUUAAGUCUGCAGGGAUGUGUGUAAUAACGAAAACAGAAGUUGUUCUCAUUAUAAUGAAUGCAUUCAGCUCCCUGGUGUUUGGGAUAUUUUCCUUCGUUAUGCUUGUCGACCAGUACUUUGCAAUUAAAACAAAUACAACAGGGAUAGAAUACCUGAAGAAUCAGCGAGGUGAAAUAAAACCCUUUGGCCAUUCACUUGUGGAUGUGUUCGGUCACCCAUUUUCUUACUUGUGGUUUCUGCCAAUCGAUGGAUAUCCAACAACAGAUUUUUCAGAACGCAAAAAUUUAAAUGCAUAA
Molecule: messenger RNA, 807 nt
Organism: Plasmodium gonderi
Lineage: Eukaryota; Apicomplexa; Aconoidasida; Haemosporida; Plasmodiidae
Product: palmitoyltransferase
Exons: 10
Coding region: 1-807 (268 amino acids)
Biological process (GO): peptidyl-L-cysteine S-palmitoylation; protein targeting to membrane
Cellular component (GO): Golgi apparatus; endoplasmic reticulum
Molecular function (GO): protein-cysteine S-palmitoyltransferase activity
Source: RefSeq, a predicted model, not a curated record